ACGUAUCUGUGUUACAUUUCCCAUGAUGCACCAGGAGAGCGUUUUUCCAAUAGCUCAGUGGUUUGAGCAGCAGAGAAACCGAUGUUGAGAAAGGCCACAGCGUUGGCUGCUGCCAAAGAGGCAGUCGGGCACGAGUAUUCGGAAGAUCCUCUAUCUGGAGAUACGUAUUCAUUGCGAAAUACACCUUCAAUGACAAAUAAAGCUCCAUAAAAUAUGGGUCUUUAUUUACUAGCACAUCUCCCGAAAGGCCUGUGAGUGUCUGGAAGUCACCCACUCGUGUCUAAGGAGGAUUCCUCCCCGUCAACUGAUCCGCACCACUGCCAUGCAAUGACAGCGGCCACGGCAACUCCGCAGCAGAUGAGAGACCGGCUGAUGCAGGCCAUCGAUGGCCAAAACAAUCAGAUCUGCAACAUGGUGGCUGUAAUGGAUGUCAUUUCCUAUUUGGAGAAAUAUCCCAUCACCAAAGAAGCACUUGAGGAAACCCGCCUUGGCAAGCUGAUCAACGACGUAAGGAAAAAGACAAAGGAUGAGGAUCUUGUCAAGCGUGCAAAGAAGCUCCUGCGCACCUGGCAGAAGCUGAUUGAGCCUGGGCAGAGUGAGGCACAGUCCAAGGGGCAUAGAGGGCCGCCAGGCGCUGCCAACGGUGGUAACAACCCCUGCCGGACGGAUGUCUCCCCUCCAGCUGCCAUCCCGCCUUCGGAUAAAAUGGUUUCGGAGCUCAAGAGUAGAAAUGACUUCAACAACUGUUAUUCCCCAAAAGCGGAGAAGUCGGGCAACCGAAAACGCAAAGGGGAGCAGAGGGAUGGACAGCACCUACCAGCGAAAAUCUCUAAAAAAACAGCCAAUGAAAGAACACGAAACUCACAGCUGCCAAUAAAUGGAAUUGGGGCCAGUCCCAAGGCUUUUAUGGACACAUUUGAUGCUCAUUCCCAUCCAAAAUCAGACAAGGAUGGUGCUGAUCAUCUUGACAACGACAGACUCAACAAAAUUCCCAUCAACGCCGUCAAACCUCACCCUAGCUCACCGGGACUUGCCAAACCUCCUAGCACUUCCGCAUUGCUCAAAACGGCCGUGUUGCAACAGCAAGCCAAAAUGGACCUGGUUGCCUCAGGAAGGGGGCCGCAUCAGCCCAAAAGCCCCCACAGCAACUCGUAUAGUCCCAGAAGAACGAAACAGGAUGCAGUUGUUAAACUGUCUGCGCCCAAAGCAACAACUUUACUGAGCCCUGCUCAGAGCCCCAGGGUUAUGGACAGCUCUGGACUGGGGCCCUCUCCUUUGCCUUCUCCACAGCCUUUAACCUCAUGUAUCCAGGGUUCCCUCACUGUUGGGCCUCCGUCUGCAGAGUCCGCCCUUCAUCAGGACGGACCGGCAGACGUGGACCAACGCCUUCAGCACAGUACCAUGAGACCUGACUCUCUGCACAACUCAAAAGCCACGUCACGCAGCAAGGUGAAGGCGGAGGGCAAUGGUGCUGCCACUAGCACAGCGAGAAAGAGGAGGAACAAAUACAGGUCCAGAGACUACACAGUGAACUUGUGUGGGCAGCCCACGGAAGAGAGCACAAAACCAUGUAGAUUAAAAGACCGUAGACUUACGUUUGACCCUGUAACAGGGCAGAUCAAAUCCUGGACCCACAAAGAGUCUUACCCAGAAUGGGAGGCAGUGGUGCCCGUCAUGCCGGAACCUCCUCGGACAGAACUGCUCAAGCAGAAUCAGUAUGUACAGAAUCCCCCUGUUACUCCCAGUCCAUUCCAACAGACCAACUGGAAAGAGCUGUCAAGGAACGAAAUCAUCCAGUCCUACCUUAACCGUCAAAGCAAUGUGCUCACAUCGUCUGGGGCUCAAACCUCGGGGGCACACUUUUUCAUGAAUGAGUACAUGGAACAUCAUAUCAAAGAGUCCAGAAAAACACACGUGCUGGUACCAAAUAUCCCUGACAUGGACUUACCAGAGGUGAGCCGAGAGGUCAUAAACGAGGACCUCGACAGAAUACACAAAGAGCACUGGCCUGGGGUGAACGGGUGCCAUGACACCAAGGACAACUGGUAUGAUUGGACAGAGUGCAUAUCCUUAGAACCACAUGGGGAUGAGAGCAAACUGAACAUUCUGCCAUAUGUCUGCCUAGACUGAGAGUUUAAUGGGCUGUGGUUUCUGAAUUAAGAGGGAUAAAUAGCACCUUCCUUUGCUCCCUUCUUGAGAGUUGUGUAAGUUUGGAGUGCAAAAAGGCACUUGUCGGUGGUCGAACCUGCUCACUCCUUUGCAGAGUUGGCGCAAGAGAGGCCUUGCUAAUUGUGCUGUCUAUAAGCAAUAGCUGAUCAGUGUUUGAUGGGAGACAGCUCAGCUGUAGCAUCACCUGAAGUUCUUUGAGUGGAAGGGUUCCAUGCAUUGUCUGCAAAAUGCAAAGAGUUUAAGGUGCCCAGUAACUUUAUUAAGGAACCUGUUUGGUAGGUACAAGCUGGCAAAGAGAAUGAAAUGUGUGGUUAUCAUGUAUGCAUUUAUUUAUCUGGACUUAUUCUCUUUAUUUUGUUAGUUACAUAAAUGUGCAUAACAACUUUCAUCGACGUUACUUAUUCAAUCAGUUCUGCUUGUCAGAUAUGGUAAACCUGUGCUUUGCACAUUUUCUCAAACAAUGUAUGGUUAACGCGAUGGCAACAUUCCAUACCAUAAUACAACUAGAACAGUUCUUGCCUGAACUCCAAUUUAUCUUAAUAUACCAGGAAACAAUUUGCUAAAUUACACAUUAUAAAAAUGAGUUGAUAGCAUUAUCUUUUGCCUUUUUUCACACCCUCUUGUUUCUAGGUUGUAAAAUAUGAAUUCUAAUUGCAAACCAGAUGCUAAAACAUUGCAACUUUGUACUGUGAGGAAAAACAGAAAAAUAAAUUGUUUAUAUGCUGGAAAUAUACUCGUUACCAUUCCUUUAGAUAUUGUUUGCCUUAUGGAAACCAAUGUGUUUCCUAAAAUGGAGCCUUAGUGAAUGUAUAGAAAUGUGCCUUUUGUGUUCAGUUGAAUGCAGAAGAGAACAUAUUUGAUACUUAGUCCUUUUUAAAAUGGACACAUUGAUACAGUAUGUGUUAAUAAAUAAAUACAAUGCAUAAAUUGUGAA
Salmo salar (Atlantic salmon) is the source of this 3103-nucleotide messenger RNA. Its product is annotated as mediator of RNA polymerase II transcription subunit 26. Gene Ontology annotation, biological process: regulation of transcription by RNA polymerase II; positive regulation of gene expression. Gene Ontology annotation, molecular function: transcription coregulator activity. Gene Ontology annotation, cellular component: nucleus; core mediator complex; mediator complex. Lineage: Eukaryota; Metazoa; Chordata; Actinopteri; Salmoniformes; Salmonidae. The record is from RefSeq and is a predicted model, not a curated record.